AUGACUUGCAAGACAUAUAAAUCGCUUAUCUUGUGUUUCGUUUACAUAGUAAGUUGUUUACUCUUCAGGGUUGAAUCAUUCACUCCUGUAGGACGUUAUGCUCAUUCCGCCGUUCUUGUUGGAAAUAAAAUUUAUUUUUUUGGUGGAUUUAAUGGUAAAACCUGUACAAAUGAAGUAUUCUAUCUUGAUAUAUCUCAAAAAUUUAAUGCAGAGCUUCCGCCAUGGACCGACCUUACGCUAAAUUCAGGCAUAGGUUUUGAAAGUUGUUGGGCAGCUGCAGCUGUAAUUAAUAAUGAUAAUAACCCGAAUAUAUUUCUAAUUGGAGGAUUGACGUCUCUUCAAGAUGAAAAUGAACUCGGUUCACAGCAGGUUUAUGUAUUUAAUCCAAAAUCAGACCAAUGGGCUAUGCCUAUAAUUAAAGGGGAAGAGCCAGCAGUAAGACGUAGAAAUUUUAAAGCUAUUGUUGUUGACAAUGAAAAUAUCUUGGCUUUUGGAGGACUAACAACUGGAGAUGCGGCAACCUUGAUAAAAGAUAUGAUGGUGUUAAAUGCCAGGGAGUUGACGUGGUCGUAUGGUAAUGUUGUCAAUGCACCUACAACUCGAGAUACUUAUACCGCAACAUUAUUAUUAGAUGGUAAAUUAGAAUUAGUCCGUGAAUUACUCUGA
Messenger RNA from Funneliformis geosporum, 666 nucleotides. NCBI's taxonomy places the organism in Eukaryota, Fungi, Glomeromycota, Glomeromycetes, Glomerales, Glomeraceae. The record is from the annotation of a GenBank genome assembly.